UUUUGACACUUGCCCUCUUACAGUCCGACAACGCGAAACGAUUUUAGUAAAACGAGUCGAUAAUUUGUUAAAAUUUCGAAAUUUGUUGAAAACCGGCAAAAUGAACGGGCCUUUGAAGAUGUAUCGUACGAAACAGGUCGUCCGUCACGACAUUACAGUGCAACUUCCUGACUGUAUGUACAAAUUGAAAAAUAUCCACGCUGCAAGAAAUGGUAUGGUUGAACAACGAACAGAUCACAUUUCAUCGGCUCCGAAAAAAGUGGAUAUUUGCGACCAGGUUAAACAGUUUUUAAAGAAUAAUCAAAAUUUACCCGAGAUGGCUGCGUUGGAGCUAAGACAAGAGGAAAUCCUCCGGCAACUGGCUGAUUUGAAGAAACAAAUGGACAGUAUCAGGAACAAUUUAAAAAUAUCCAAAAAUGUGACCGUUACAAGCCAAAUCAUCAAACCCAAUCAAGGACCUCCCCUAAGUCUACCUGAUGUCAUAAUCAACGCGAGUCCAACCAACCCGCCUUAUUCACUAGAACUCAUCCAGAAAUUGUGGAAAAACUACAUGUUCUUAUCAGUAGAAAGUUACAUCCAUUCUAGUUUAAGUUCCUUGACUGAAAAUGCCCAACAGUUGACCAACACCUUGGAAAAAUUCAAACCAGGAAAUGUCCCAAAAAUUAACGUGAAGCUCAUUUGGAAAGAUGUUGGAGCUAAUCCUGAGCUGGUGAUCUCACACGCGCGCAUUUUGGGUGAAGUUAACAUUUUAAGAUACUUGGCUAGAGUUACUUCAGAUUCUUUAAAUUAUGAGACUUGUAAUAACGUUCACGAAAUUGAUGCUCUACUUGAUGUUUGUUAUAACAUUGUCAAGUCUAAAACUAAAACUGAAAGAGCGAGUUUGUUGCAAAUUUUGAACAAGUCGUUAGGGAAAAGUCAGUGGUUGGGUGAUAGGAGUCAAAUCAGUAUUGCCGACGUAGCUGCCUACUCAGCCAUCAAACAGGCUACAAUUCCUAGUGAAGUAAAUGUUAAUUUAGGGAAGUGGCUGCAAAAGUGUGUUGCUGCUUGUUAAUUUAAUAAAAUGUUAAAUAAAAACAAGUUUUUAAAUUA
Tribolium madens (black flour beetle) is the source of this 1089-nucleotide messenger RNA. RefSeq names its product probable aminoacyl tRNA synthase complex-interacting multifunctional protein 2 (gene AIMP2). The transcript has 4 exons. The coding region runs from base 101 to 1051 and encodes 316 amino acids. Lineage: Eukaryota; Metazoa; Arthropoda; Insecta; Coleoptera; Tenebrionidae. Gene Ontology annotation, cellular component: aminoacyl-tRNA synthetase multienzyme complex. The record is from RefSeq and is a predicted model, not a curated record.